This is a messenger RNA of Sinocyclocheilus grahami, 1810 nucleotides long. RefSeq names its product protein phosphatase 1H-like. Gene Ontology annotation, cellular component: mitochondrion. NCBI's taxonomy places the organism in Eukaryota, Metazoa, Chordata, Actinopteri, Cypriniformes, Cyprinidae. The record is from RefSeq and is a predicted model, not a curated record. Gene Ontology annotation, biological process: protein dephosphorylation. The transcript is spliced from 9 exons. Gene Ontology annotation, molecular function: [pyruvate dehydrogenase (acetyl-transferring)]-phosphatase activity. Bases 159 to 1529 code for a protein of 456 amino acids.
UUAAUCGUUGGACUAUUUCCGCGUUGGUUCAGACAUUCAAUGGAGGAGCUGUAAGGCGAGUACGAUUAAUUUUUUAACGUGUCGCAACGCCGUGGAUCGAGCUGGGGGGUACAUCGGGCAGAAGGAGACGCACGGACGUGGCGCGGCGCUCCGCAGACAUGCUCUCUCGCGUCAAAUCCGCCGUGGCCAGCUUCAUGGGUGGAAUCAUGGCCGGAUCGUCUAAUAAUAAUAAUGAACGCUCGGGUGGCUCGGACCUGCCGCUUAAAUACCCCUACAUGAGACCCAAGUUUCUGGGACUGUCGGCAGAUGAGAUAGAGUGCUCGGCGGAUCACAUCGCGAGACCUAUCCUGAUCCUAAAAGAGACUCGCAGGUUGCCGUGGGCGACGGGAUACGCCGAGGUGAUAAAUGCAGGUAAGAGUGCUCUGAAUGAGGACCAGGCAUGCUGUGAGGUUGUACUGGUUAAGAAGAAACCUAUAGGAUCCUUGACACCCAGAAAGCUGCCUACAAGUAGAAGGAGGUCAUCUCUUCCCAAUAGCGAUGGCAUGGGCAUGUUGGAAAAUAAUUACAUCUCACCAUCUACACAAAGCAAGAGAGAGCAGCUGACCAAGGAUGGUACACUCUCAGAAAAAAAGGAUUGUAUUUUUCCACAAGACUCAGAAGGGCUGGUCUUCCAUUACUGGGCUCUGUUUGAUGGUCACGCUGGCUCAGGAGCGGCAGUGGUGGCUUCCAGACUGCUACACCAACAUAUUGUGGAGCAGCUCCAAGGUGUUCUGGAGGUCCUGACUAACUUGGCGUCUCUUCCCCCAACUGUAUUGGGUGAAGAACCCAACUACCAUCCAUCCCCAGGCACACAAAGGGCUCUCACCCGGGCUGCUUCCCUACGCGGUGCCACUGGUGCCCCUGGCUCUCCGUGCACCCCUCCAACACGGUUCUUUGUGGAGAAGAAGGUCCAACAUGAAAGCCUUGUGAUUGGUGCCUUGGAGAAUGCCUUCAAGGAAAUGGAUGCCCAAAUCGAGACAGAGAAGGCUAUAUACAAUAUCUCUGGUGGCUGCACUGUGCUUGUAGUGGUCUUCCUGCUGGGAAAGCUGUAUGUUGCUAAUGCUGGAGACAGCAGAGCCAUUAUAAUUAGAAAUGGAGAGAUAAUUCCUAUGUCCACAGAGUUUACCCCUGAGUCAGAGAGACAAAGACUUCAGUUCCUUGGUUUCAUGCAACCCCAUCUGUUAGGAGGAGAGUUCACACACUUGGAGUUCCCCAGAAGGGUGCAACGAAAGGAGGUGGGCAAGAAGAUGUUGUAUCGGGACUUCACCAUGACUGGCUGGGCUUAUAAAACCAUUGAGGAUGAGGACCUCAGAUUUCCUUUGAUAUAUGGAGAAGGAAAAAAGGUAACACUGGCACGAGUGAUGGCCACCAUAGGAGUGACGCGUGGUUUAGGAGACCAUGACCUCAAAGUCCAUGACUCCAACAUCUAUAUUAAACCAUUUCUGUCAUUCUUUCCAGAGGUGAGCUACCUUUUUGUUCAGUUCAAUUGAAAUAUUGUUUAUAAAUGUUAUGUAGAAGUGUGGGGCAUGACUUAAGAAUAUGGCUACUCAUUGGUGGCUUUCCCUGACUCUAAUAAUAAAUACUAGUGGGUAAAAUGGGUGACAUUUAAUACAGUAUGUUUACAUUUAAAUACUCUAAAGCAGUGGUAAGACAACAUCUGAAAAUACACAAAAACAGCAAAGACUCACUUAUCACAAAGUAGUGAUACGAUUUCUAUGACUAACCAAUAAUAUCCUCAUGCCAGCCAGAGAAAGGUGGUGCAAAGUGAAAU